UAGAUAGAUAGAUAGAUAGAUAGAUCUUUGCAGACAUACUGUGCUGUGUAUGGAUGUGUGAAGCUCCCUGGGUGUGUUGAGGGUGUGGCUUUGGUACAGUCAUGAAUAUGAGUGUGUGUCUAUAAAUCUGUGUGAAGACUGCAGGUUUGCAGAGACAGGAUGGAGAAGGUCAUCAGGAUAAUUAUAGAAAACUUAACAUUUUCUUCUCUCUUUUAUUUGUUUACUUCUACUUUGUGUUUUUACCGAAUACUUUUGAUUGCUCCUGCAAGGAUCAGACUCUACAAUGUGCUGCAUACAUAACUCUGCCAUGUCUGAUCUUAUUCGUCUUCAUGCUCUGGUCAGACGGACCUUUCCAGCGAGAGUGGAGGUAUACAUGCAUCUGCUCUCGCUUCAGGUGCAGGAAGUUUAUGUUGAGUUUAUCCACCUACUUCUUGAAGGCGCUGUUUGUGGGCUUGUUGUGGGCUGAGGCGGUGUUAAUCGAUGGAGGCUGGUACGUUUGCUGUAGGAAUGAUCUUCCUGAGAAACAGGCUGGGUUACCCUGCAAAGAUCCAAAGAAUAUCUAUAAUACUGAGGAAAAGGCAAUCAUUGCUCAACUUAAAAGCAGCUCACGGGCUGUUGGCAUUGCCUUAUUUGCCUUUGCCAGUCUUCUUGUAGCCGUUUGGUUUUCACUGGACUGGAAAAGAAUUUUCUCCAUCUGUUGGAGGGACAGUAUGAAUCUUAAAAUUCAGCUGCACAGGCUCAUUUUGGAAGAACAUGAAAAUAUGUUGACAGAUAAGCUGAGAAAAGUUGUGAACGAUCAGAUUUCUCAGAAACUGACUCGGUAUGUGGAUGAAGAACGGUGGGAUCAGUUUUUUAAUACUGCUCAUGAACUCAUUAUAAAGUCCUCAGAGGACAAAGCAAGUGGACCAGAGACUAAAACCAGCUCUGAUCAGCCCUCGUCUCAGAACUCAGACCAGGAUCAACCUGGAACAAGUUCAGAGAGAAGCAUGAAGAUCUCUGGAGACAGGUUGCCUGAACGCUCCAGUUCUGGAUCCAUUCAGGUGGAAGUCCAAGUGCCAACGGAGCAUGUCUCCAGAAUCCUUCAAAACAAACCAAAGCCUGACUGAAUGGAGGACUGUCAGUUAUCAGGAGUUAAAGAACAUGUCCUGACAGACCCUCUUAUUCUGAAUUCUGAAGACCCCUAGAGAAGACCAGACUGUGGACGAAGACCAGAAACAGAGCUCUCAUAUACACCGUCUUCCUGUUUGCUUCCAAACUGAUUGUAAAAUCUUUUUCUUACUAUUUAAAUCUCUUAAAGUAUUUAUCCAACUUGCUUUUAGUUCAGGAGCCUCCAGGCCCUCCGGUCGUCGGGGGCUGGUCUCUUAUUGAUUCUUAAGGUGGAACUAAAGCAUGUGGAGAAGCUUCUUUUAGUUUUAUGGUCCUCGUAUGUGGAUCAUCCUUCCAGACGACAUGAGGGCGGUCGGGACCUUUUUAUUAAAGCUGUUCAUUUAUCUUUUAUUAGAAUUCAUAACUGAUAUUUUACUGACAUUUAUUUCUCUUCUAGUCUCUCAUGUUAAAUCUGGUUUUAUUAUUAUUUUGUUACUUUGUUUUAUCAGUUUACUUAGUAAAUAUUUUUUAACAUCCUUUGUUUCUCUUACUUAUUUAGUUUGAUUAUUUUGUCAGAUUAAGAUCUUUUAUAUAAAUUCCAGUGUUUUAUUUUCCAGAUGUGGUUGAUGAGGAUGAGGACGGUGCUGGUGGAGAACAUCAUGUUGGUGCGUGUUGACGUGUAUGCAUGAGUAUAGGUCAUGUAUGUUUGUGCGGUCGGUACAAGUUCAGACUUUCUGUCUCAGGUUUCUGCUUGUAGUUCGCUGGUGUUUUCUGUCUGUCAGCAGCUUAACUUACAAAGUUAUGGACGGAUUUUGAUGAACUUUUCAGGAAAUAUCAGAAAUGGAAUAAAAGAACAAGUAUUGAGAUUUUGGGGUGAUCUGGAUCAUCACCUGGAUUCAGGAGUUUUUAAAGGAUUCUUUACUAUGGGGAGAUAAUUCUGCCAUCACAGCUUCUAACUCAUAAAUAAAGCCCACAGUCACUGGUAAAAAUAAGUCAUUAGUUUGGGAGAGGUCUGCGCUGUCUGAGGGCUUCUAGUGGGAUUUGAACCCACAUCCCAGGCUAAUAAAUCCAAACAGAAACCAGAACAAGAUUGUAAGAAACUACCUGAACCAAUAAAAUAUGAGUAAACAUUAACAUUAAAAGUUUUACAACUUCCUGUGGAACAUUCAUGAUACAUGAUGCAGAAUCAGCUGAUGUUUUCCUUUUUCUGUUUAGAAGGAAGUUUAUUUAAGUUCAGACUGUAUCCAUGAGUAAAAUAUCAUUUUUUUCUCUGUAGUCCAGCUUGCUGGGCUCUGCAGUUUUAAUCAUUAAAGCCUUGUUGUCAGUG
Molecule: messenger RNA, 2413 nt
Organism: Melanotaenia boesemani (Boeseman's rainbowfish)
Lineage: Eukaryota; Metazoa; Chordata; Actinopteri; Atheriniformes; Melanotaeniidae
Exons: 6
Coding region: 330-1106 (258 amino acids)
Source: RefSeq, a predicted model, not a curated record